GAAAUAAACCGGAACAAAGCAUUGUCAGUUAUAUCAAGGUUAUUAAGCAAAGAAAAUGUGAAAAGAUUACUUGCACCAGCUCAAAAGAUAUUUCUGAGAUGCGGAAGAUUAACUAAUACAUUUCAUGCUUUCAGAUCAUUGUUACUGCUUGAACUAUGCCAGCUUUGCCUUGAACUCAACAUGAAUCAGCUGGCCUUGGUUUGUGUAGAAGCCAUGAAACUGUGUGACUUUCAGGAUUCAAGUUUCCACUUACAGCUGGCAUUUAUUGAAUGUCAGCUGAUGAUCUGUAACUUGGGGGACAAACAGGAAUCAUACCAAAAGUCUGUGGUCGAUAUUCGUCUUCAAGCUAUCAAGAUAUGUGAAGAAGCAGUCAGGAAUUCUGUGAGGCAAGGUGACCACAAGUUGAUUCAGAAAGGCUGUGUAACACUGUGGAACUUGUGCUUGCCACUACUGCAGCCAAAUCUGAGGCAUCGUGUUCGCAAACCACUGACCAUGAUUACAGAUGCUUUAGAAGAUAUAGAAAGCCUACUUGUGGAGCUGAGAUGUGAGGCUCACAUAGAGCUGGCCUGUUGCCUUGAAGAUCAGGAGCAAGUCCAGGUGGCAUUAAACAACUUAAAAAAGGCAUUUUUCCUUGAUGUGAAGAAUGUGUACCGUGAGAGGUUGGAAGUUUUGCUCCGCAGACUAGAGCUGAGAUCUCAGCUGUACAUGCAACCAGCAAGACCAGAAGAUCAUGCUGCCAUGAUAAUUGAGCAGGCCCAGAAAGCAGAUUCUGGCACCAUUAGGAUGAAGCGUUCUGUGCUCGUGAAAGCUGGGGAAAUACUAGCACCAGACGCUUUUCUAGUGGUUCUUGACAGCGAAAAUGAUGCCAAAGUAGAAGAAAGAAUCUUGUCUUUCACCAAAAACUUGGCAGGAAAAGUUUUACAUUUCAAAACCUGUGUGAGCAAAGCAGAAGGGCAUUUGCAAAGAUUAGGCGAUGAAAACUGUAGAGAAAGAGCCAGGCUAUGGGCAGAUCUUGCCAAGACGGCCCGCAGACAGGAAGUGUGGGAUGUGUGCAGAGUGGCAUGCAGAUUUUGCUUAUUAUAUGAUAAUGGCUUCUGGCAGAACAUAUCUGAUGGAAACAAGAACAACUUUAAUGAUUAUCAAUUCUACGAUGAAUAUGAUGACAAGUCAGUCUUAAGAAGUGAACACCAGACAUCUGCAGUGGAGACCACCCAGCUCUACGACAGAGAUCUUACUCGUAUGAUGGGAGAAAUCUCUUUUAUAUAUGGAGAGGCUCUGGUUCAGUUUCUGAGAUCUGAGAACGUACAACUAAAUGACAAACCUGUGCCACCAGAAAACCAGGCAAACAUUUAUAAAAGCAUUAACGGCAUAAGCAUAGACCAGGAUAAUGACUGGAUCACAUACUGUAACUGGAUCAGAGAUAUCUCAGAACUAGCAACACAUAGUUUCUUGCAUGGCAUGAUGCUUGGUGUCAAGCUAGCAGAGGCAUGGAUGGUGCAUAAUGCUGCCACCUAUGUCUGGAACUACAACAAUCACGUACUGAGUCAGAACCGCCACACAGAAAUUGUCCCACACCUCAGCAUGAUUCUAGAAGGUUUAAAGCGUGUGGGGUAUGCUGGGGAAACUGUGAUGCUGGUAAAUAUAUGCAAUGCCUUGGCUCAGGGACUCAUAAGGCCAUGGAUAGAGGUUAAGGCUUUGGAGAAAGCAAGAAAGGAAAUUGCAAGCCCUAAGAGUACGACUACUACCAAAGCCAAAGGAGGCAAAACCCCUGUUCAAACAAAAUCCAAGAGCUCUAUUAUGACUACUAAUUCUGAGACAAUUACAGAAGUGAAAAAGGCCAUAGAUAUAUGUGAGUUUGCCAUGCAAGAGACCAGUGGAGACAGUCCAAGUAACUCAGUCCCUAUAUUUCAUCGUCUGCCCCUCUUGCAAACAUGGGUCCAAGCUAAACAGUUGGCAAAACAACAAAUAUCCAAGACCUUUGGCUCAAGCAGUCAGAACAACAGUGAAAGUCAAAGUCAGAUGACUAGAUCAAUUGUUGCUCUGGAGAUGUUUGUGCUCAGUCGAAAUGGAAUUAUGGAGUUCAAGGAUACCCCUAAUUUAGAGGAAAUUUCUAUGAUGGUUGAGUUUGCAAAAUGGACAGACAAGUUUGUGGAACUGAUACUUUGGACUCGGCUGACAUUUUUGGCAUUUGAGUUACACAUCCACACCUUGGUCAUGCAGUGCAGCUCAAAAGCUCUGAGAUUUUCGGCAUUAGGGACCCAGCCUCGAAACAGAAAAAUGGACCUCAGUCAGUAUUCAAAAGAACAGGAAUUGCUGAGCUAUGUUAGUGUUCUUCGUGGGCAGAGCCUGAUGGAGACCAUGCCAGAUAGAGAUUCUGUGCGUAAUGAUGCUUUGACUACUUUCCUGGACAGUGCCAAGUUUGCAAGAAGUGCAGGCAACUAUGAACUUGUUAUGGCAGCUGCAAGACACUUUUGGAAUGCCUGCCUCCCAUUGGUCUCUCAGCCAAAUAAACGGAAGAAUCUCAGAAAAGCACUCAGGAUAAUGCUGGAAUGUAUUGCUGCAACAGCUGACACAUCCAAGAAACAGAAAGCUCCCGCUCAAGCUAAAAACAAAGACAAAAAUAAUGUUGAAGAAAGUAUUAAAACAGACGAGGAAAAGAAAGACAACAAAAGUGGGAUGGAACAAAGGCCUAUAGGGAAGACUUCAGAAGUGGUCAGAAUACCAAGUGAAGCAACUAGGAGAGAGGAAGAUGACCUUAAACUAAGAGCAGCCAUGUAUGGAGUCUUGUUUCAGGCUUAUGCCGAUGAGGGUAGAUGGACAGAGGCUCUUGAGGCCAUAGACAAGGCAGUUUCUGAAUUGCCACGAAGCAAUCACAAACUACUGAUCUUCAAACACAGAAUUAUGGUGAAAGCAACACUUGGACAGUCUAUCCACAAUGAUAUACAGAGAUUCAAGGAGGAGCCAGAGGAUGUUCUU
Candidula unifasciata is the source of this 2976-nucleotide messenger RNA. NCBI's taxonomy places the organism in Eukaryota, Metazoa, Mollusca, Gastropoda, Stylommatophora, Geomitridae. The record is from the annotation of a GenBank genome assembly.